AUGGAUCACGUUAGAGUCGUGAAGGACCCAACUCUCAUCUCCAGUAAUAAGAUCUUCGCGAAACUCUUUUUGAUCCGGGCGAAGAAGGAGAAACUGAAAGAUGGAUUCCCGGAAACUCUCCAGAAAUCUUCACAAGCAGAAGUCCUACUAAAGACGAUGUUCGCUCCAAUAUAUCGUUUCCUACUGUUCAUCAUAUUUUUUGAUUUCUAUCCAGUUCACGGCAUUUACUACAACAAUUAUACUAUUUUCUAUCAUGGUUUCAACACACAAACAACAGCAUCUAUAAUGGCUAUAGUAGAAGCAAAUGAAUCAGUGCUCAAGCUGACUUUAAAUAUUAUAUACUCUGUACCGCAUUAUCAAGAAGUACUCAUUAACAAACAGAGAUGCCCACGUGAGUCAUGUAUAAGAGUGAUACCAAAAGGAUUAACAUUCAAGAUCACGAUGGAAGGGGAUGAAGAAAACGUGAUAGAAUUCUCUGAUGCUUCCGCAAAAAAACCGCUAUUCUAUUAUCGCCAGUGCUCUCAACCGACGGAUAACGUGAAAUGUCGCUAUAGGACAGAAGAUGUGUUUGAUAUCUGCAUUUGCCAUGGUCACAUGGAUCAGUGUUCCAAAAAUGAGGUUCUCAUCUGGAAAGAGUGCACUGCUCCAACUCCAUACACCACUGUUGGAAUAUCAACAUCAUCACCGCUGCCAAUCACCGUAACCAGUCCGACUUUGCCGUUUUCAACACUUACUUCAACACUAACUUCAACGACGGGUUCUCCAUCUACAACGUCGUCAACCGCAACCACUCCGGCCACUUCAUCAUCUGUUCUGAGCACAACUCCGAUAACAACCACCACUCCGAGUACAAAUGGCACAACCUCCAUAGCAUCAUCUUCGACCGCACAAGACAGCACACUCCCUACUUCUAUCAUAUAUACAAAACCAACAACGCCACCCAAACUCAGAUCUCUAAAGGACCUCAGCGUGACUGAAGUGAGUCUCACAAAUAUUUCAACAGUGUUAAAUUAUACACAAUGGUAUGCUGAGAAGAAGACAGAGUUGAAAUCGGACGAGAUUCGGGAAAUAGGAGCAAUCCUAGAAAAGUGCGCCAAUCUAAGUGGACUUCCAGUGCAAGAUUCUCAAAACAUACUCUUUAUCAUGGACUGUGUACUCUACGCAAAUGAGAACGAAAUUGAGGCUAGUGGCAGUGCUGAAAUUUUUCUAUCGAUUCUACCAAUGCUUGCUCAAAACACCAAUGCAAGUGGUUUUAAUUUUCUUAACGGGAAUAAUUUUGCCUUCACCACGCAAGCACUAGACUGCUCUACGAUGAACGGCGGUGUUCUCAUGGAUCUAGGAGGAAGUUUUGCAGUUCAAAACAAAUCUAUGGAUUUCACGGGGAAUCCCAGUGAUUCUAUAUCAUUAUCGCUUCCGGAUAUAUGCGAGAACAAACCCCAAGCAUCACGCACGUUCAUGACCAUUUACCGUAAUCGGAAGUUAUUCGUUGGACCAAAAAAAUACAAUAGCUACAGCUCUGAAUCCAGACCUACUCAUCACCAAUCCAGAGGUUCAGCAGUAAUGUUUAAUGAUGAAAUUCAAGAUGAACAAUCCGAAGACCCACAACAAUCAACUUCGCCUCCUUCACCCUGCAGCAGGCAAAUUGCUCUAACGAACCAAUCACCUGUGAUGAGCGCAACAGUUCUCGACAAUGCCGAGGUGAUCCCACAACUUUCUUCGCAAAAGGCAAUGGCUAUACUAAAAUUCGACAUAGCUGGGAUUCGAAAACCAUUACAUGGCCAAUUCCGCGUCACUUGGUGGGACGGUAGAUUGCGAGAGUGGUCAACAAACGAUCAAUGUAAGACGAACGUCAAGGGAAAUGCCAUCGUCGCGCAAUGUGAACAUCUAACGGAUUUUACGGUAGUAGUGGAUUUUGCUUUGAAUGAUCCUAUCGUUUGCGAGAGAUCACUCAUUAGACUGGGCCACAUCGCGAAUAUGUUGUCUAUUGUUUCGCUGGCCGCCUUGGUAUCGAUCAAUCUCUGCUCCUAUUGGUCAACGAUGGAAGGAAGUCACAUCAUUUGCUAUUUGAGAGGUUAUGCACCUCCUCAGAAAGACUUUGUCAGCCUUGCACACGAAAUAUCGCUACUGUUUUUUUAUCUUAUAUUUGCGCUUCUAUCUGAACAAAAAACAUCAGAUAAAGAGUGUGGCCAAGUCGCGUUUGUGUCGUAUACUCUUUUAAUGAGCUCUGUUCUCUUAACGAUGUUUCAAGGAUUUCGACUCAUAUCCGUGUUUUAUACUACAUCAACGUAUCUGAAACAAAGCAUUUUCUCAUUGACUGCAGUCAGUGCAAGUUUACUGAUUCCUUUUCUUGUGUCUGCACUGCUAUUCGCAAUGACUGAUUUCUUUUAUCGUGAUGAUCAUUUUUGCUGGGUUCGCCCUGAUUAUAUUUUAUAUGCGGUCAUAAUUCCAACAUCAAUUCUGAUUAUGAACGCCAUCUUCUGCACGACUAUGGUUUGCAAUCGCCUUUUCUUUAGAAGAAAGUUAAGCACAGCGGUGAGACAUCGAGAUAAUCACAUUGUGUCCAAAAUUGUUGCAGUCCUUCUCAUGCAAGUAUCGUUAGGAGUGCCCUGGGUUCUACAAUAUCCAACACUGUGUUCACCUAUAGCAACUCCAUGGCACUAUAUUUUCACAAUUGUAAUGGGAUCACAGGGAACGCUUUUAGCAUUAUUAUUUUUCUACAAAAGGAGACAAUCGAUGGCAUUAUACCGACCCUCACAACGUGGAACAUUGCUAAAUAUGAAGGAACAGUUUUCAUCACUGGAUAGCAGCGGAAGCACUAAGGAAGAAAAAGAACUUUCUUUGGAUUGA
Messenger RNA from Necator americanus (New World hookworm), 2847 nucleotides. RefSeq lists its product as uncharacterized. The coding region runs from base 1 to 2847 and encodes 948 amino acids. The transcript has 21 exons. The record is from RefSeq and is a predicted model, not a curated record. Lineage: Eukaryota; Metazoa; Nematoda; Chromadorea; Rhabditida; Ancylostomatidae.